Molecule: messenger RNA, 4398 nt
Organism: Rattus norvegicus (Norway rat)
Lineage: Eukaryota; Metazoa; Chordata; Mammalia; Rodentia; Muridae
Gene: Dspp
Product: dentin sialophosphoprotein
Exons: 4
Coding region: 10-2868 (952 amino acids)
Source: RefSeq, marked validated
UUAUUCAUAAUGAAAACGAAGAUAAUUAUAUAUAUUUGCAUUUGGGCAACCGCAUGGGCCAUUCCGGUUCCUCAGUUAGUGCCGCUGGAGAGAGACAUUGUUGAAAAAUCUGCCGACGUACCCUUUCUAGCACAUCCAGGAACCGCAGCACAGAAUGAGUUGCAUAUCAACAAGGCCACUAACGACAGCGACAGCGACGAUUCCCCAAAGGGCAGUGAGCUAGGAAGGCAGGUACACUCUAAUGGGGGUUACGAAAGAGACAGGAAUGGCUCCGAGUCGAUAGCCGUAGGAGGGAAGAGUUCUCCUACUCAGCCCAUUUUAGCAAACGCACAGGGGAACAGUGCUAAAGAACGCGAAGACGUAGAAACAUACGGUCACGAUGGGAUACACGCAGGAGAGAACAGCACAGCAAACGGCAUCAGGGGCCAAUUAGGCAUCGCUGAAAAUGCCGAGGAAGCAAAGGAGAGUAAGGUACACGAGCAGCCUCAUCAGGAUACAAAAACUGGCCUUGCCAGUGACACGAGCCAGAAUGGAGACGCCACCCUUGUCCAGGAAAAUGAGCCUCAGGUAGCCGGAAGCAAGAAUAGCACAAACCAUGAGGUUGGAACACACGGGAGUGGAGUUGCUGCACAGGAAACGACGCCGCAGAGAGAAGGGGAGGGGAGUGAGAACCAGGGGGCUGAGGUGACACCAAGCAUUGGGGAAGGUGCUGGUUUGGAUAAUACUGAAGGGAGUCCUAGCGGGAACGGGAUAGAGGAGGAUGAAGACACGGGUUCUGGUGAUGGUGUGGGUGCAGACGCAGGAGAUGGAAGGGAGAGUCACGAUGGCACGGAGGGCCACGAGGGCCAGUCUAGUGGGGGAAACAAUGACAACAGAGGUCAGGGUUCAGUUAGUACUGAAGACGAUGACUCUAAAGAACAAGAAGGCUCCCCAAAUGGACGUGGUGGGGACAACACCUCCAGCAGUGAGGAAACCGGUAUUGAAGAAGGCGAUGGUACCCAAACAACACAGGACAACCAGAAUCUCAGUCCCACAGAGGGUGGGAUUAUCAGCCAGGCAGAAGCAUGUCCUUCUGGGCAGAGCCAAAAUCAGGGAUUAGAAACCGAAGGUUCCAGCACGGGCAACAAAAGUAGUAUUACCAAAGAAUCUGGGAAGCUCAGUGGAAGUAAAGACAGCAACGGACACCAUGGAAUGGAGCUGGACAAAAGGAAUAGCCCAAAGCAAGGGGCUGCCGAGAAGUCAGACACCCAUAAUAACAUGGGACACAGCAGGAUAGGCAGCAGCAGCAAUAGUGACGGGCAUGACAGUUAUGAUUUUGACGAUGAGUCCAUGCAAGGAGACGAUCCCAACAGCAGUGACGAGUCUAACGGAAGUGACGGAAGUGAUGAUGCUAACUCCGAAAGCGCCAAUGAGAAUGGCAACCAUGGAGAUGCUUCUUACACCUCUGAUGAAUCAAGCGAUAAUGGCGGCGACAGUGACUCAUAUGCUGGAGAGGAUGACAGCAGUGAUGACACAUCUGAUACCGAUGACAGUGACAGUAACGGUGAUGAUGACAGUGAGAGUGAGGACAAGGACGAAUCAGACAACAGUAACCACGACAAUGACAGUGACAGUGAGAGCAAAUCAGACAGCAGCGACAGUGACAGUGACAGCAGUGACAGCAGUGACAGCAGUGACAGCAGUGACAGCAGUGACAGUAGCGACAGCAGCGAAAGCAGUGACAGUAGCGACAGUAGCGACAGCAGCGACAGCAGUGACAGCAGUGACAGCAGUGACAGCAGUGACAGUAGCGACAGCAGCGACAGUGACAGCAAUGACAGCAGUGACAGUAGUGACAGCAGUGACAGCAGUGACAGUAGUGACAGCAGUGAAAGCAGUGACAGUAGCGACAGCAGUGACAGCAGUGACAGCAGCGAAAGUAGCGAAAGCAGUGAAAGCAGUGACAGUAGUGACAGCAGUGACAGUAGCGACAGCAGUGACAGUAGUGAGAGCAGCGAAAGCAGUGACAGCAGUGACAGUAGCGACAGCAGCGACAGUGACAGCAGUGACAGCAGUGACAGUAGUGACAGCAGUGACAGCAGUGAUAGCAGCGACAGUAGUGAUAGCAGUGACAGCAGUGACAGCAGUGACAGCAGCGACAGUGACAGCAGCGACAGUGACAGCAGUGACAGUAGUGACAGCAGUGACAGUAGUGACAGCAGUGACAGCAGCGACAGUAGUGACAGUAGUGACAGCAGCAACAGUGACAGUAGCGACAGCAGUGACAGUAGCGACAGCAGUGACAGUAGUGACAGCAGUGACAGCAGUGACAGCAGUGACAGUAGCGACAGCAGUGACAGUAGUGACAGCAGUGACAGCAGCGACAGCAGUGAUAGCAGUGACAGCAGUGACAGCAGUGACAGCAGUGACAGUAGUGACAGCAGUGACAGCAGUGACAGCAGUGAUAGCAGUGACAGCAGUGACAGUAGCGACAGCAGCGAUAGCAACAGCAGUGACAGCAGUGACAGCAGUGACAGUAGUGACAGCAGCGACAGCAGUGACAGUAGUGACAGUAGUGACAGCAGUGACAGUAGUGACAGCAGUGACAGCAGCAACAGCAGUGACAGCAGUGACAGCAGCGAUGGUGACAGCAGUGACGGUGACAGCAGCGAUAGUGACAGCAGUGAUAGUGACAGUAGUAACAGCAGUGAUAGUGACAGCAGUGACAGUAGUGACAGCAGCAGCAGUGACAGCAGCGAUAGUGAUAGUGACAGCAAGGACAGCACUUCUGACAGCAGUGAUGACGACAGCAAGUCUGGUAAUGGCAACAGUGACAGCGACAGUGACAGCGAAGGCAGUGACAGUAACCACUCAACCAGUGAUGAUUAGAGCAGAGAACCCCUUGAGAUCCUCUGUGUGACCUCUGGUGAGUGAUAGGAAGGCAGUGAAGGUUCCUAACUCAAUGACAAGAGGAGAGACGAAAAGAUUGUGUGAAACCCACGGAGCUCCCAGGGAAUGGAGCCGAGCUCCAGCUCCCUCAGAGAGAAUCUGGGUGCUCCACCUUUGGUACACAUGUGUUAGAAUAUAUUCAUGUUCAGAAGAUACUUUUAAAAAGGAUAAAUCUAAACAUAAUACUUAAACAGGAACUGAAGUAAUCACUUACCCUGACACAUAGCUUCGAUUUGAAUGGCGGGUGCUUUAGAGAGCAGAGCAGGCAACAUCACAACCUUCUGCAGCCUCCUCCCUCAGUGCUCCAGGCCCCAGAGAGCUAGUCUUCAUGUUGUGCAGUGAGCAACGCUGUUCUGUGACACUCUACUCAUCUACUCUGUCAUUUACUAAUUCUGGGGAAAAAUACAUUUAAGACAUGAGCAAAACACUGCAGCAACUACUGGUGCUGGGAUAAUCUUUGUGAUGAUAAAAUAGCUAUAAUUUAUGAAAAUUCUGAAGAAUGAAUGAGAAAAGAGCUCGAGGAUGGCCCGGACGAGAUCUGACACAUGCUGUUAAGUUUCUGUAUAGGAUGGAAAUGUACUAAGCCCCCAACCCCUGCAUUUUGAAGUGUCUCGCUUCCAGCAACGGCUCUCGAAUCUUAAAUAAAUGAGCAACACGGAUGGAUGAUUUCGGGAGUUUGGGAUCAUAUUCUGAGCUCUCCACAUACCACUGUGUUAUUAGUUUUCUUCAAAUCAGUUUCACAGGUCAAAUAGGCUCACAGUUUAAUCAAGAAUUGUAAGGCUGUGCAGGAGAAGAGAGGGACCCUCUUUGGGCUCUAGGGCUCUUCUGAAAGCAAGAGAGGCGGUGAGAACAAACCACACCAAGACAGGAGGUGUGAACUGAGAUUGUCGCAAGAAAACCUUAACCCCCAAGCCUUAAGAAUAUUUUUGAAGAUUUAAGGUUUUCCCUUUGUCAUUUCCCUAUUUUCUCACGUCGGCGGUUAUGCCAGAUUUGGGUUAAAACGAAACCAUCAACGACAUUAUAACGAUAGUUGUCUCUCUUCUCACUUCAGGCUUAUUUUACUCAGAGUUUCAGAAGAGAUUCCUUUCCCCUGGGUGCUCACCUCCCAUUCUGAGGGUUUCUGAGUUAAGGAAUAUUGCUGAGGCUUUCACACGCUGCUACCUGUAAACGCAUCUGUAACCCCCGACACUGUAAAGCGCCAGGUUUCUGCACUGCCACAGGUGCGACCUGACCCCAGACCACUCACCAGAAAGCGAUGGUUCAGGCUCUGCCUUCUCUUAGGUGGCAAACUCUCCUUCGUUUGCUUCAACUUGUGAAGCACCUGCCUGUAGCAACCCCCCCCCCCAUCACACCCACUCAUCAAAGUUGUGAUCACCAAACCCUGGGUGGAAAACUCAUUGUAAACUGUAUGUGAAAUCUAAAGGAAGAGAUAAUGAACUUCAGUAUUAUAAUAAACAUCUAUUUAUACAA